GAGAGAGAGAGAGAGAGAGAGAGAGUCUUACAAACUCCAAAGCUCCAAAAUGUUAUUCUCUCCCAUCCUCUACUGAGUUGAGGGUUAGGGUUACGCUUUUCUGCUUGGAAUUUAUUUGGUGAGAGAAAUGGAGGAAGAGGAUGAGUAUAGAAGGAAGGAGCGGUUGGCAUUGGUGGUCAUUGUGGUGCUUGCUUCACUGGCCGUGGCUUCCUUACUCGUCGCCUUCAGCUACUACUGCUACAUUCGCAACAAGGUCGCCAAGCGCUUCGAGAACCACAAGGGGUUUGGGAAUGAGGACAAAGGUGCUUUGUCAAAUCUGCAAGUUGCUUCCAGUAAAGGACUUCAGGUCUUCACCUUCAAGCAACUACAUUCUGCUACUGGUGGUUUCAGCAAGUCAAAUGUGGUUGGCAAAGGAGGAUUUGGGUUAGUGUACCGAGGUGUUCUCCAUGAUGGGAGGAAAGUUGCAAUUAAGUUUAUGGACGAAGCAGGAAAGCAGGGAGCAGAGGAAUUUAAAAUGGAGGUGGAGUUGCUAAGUCGGCUGUGUUCUCCAUAUUUGUUGGCGCUGCUUGGGUAUUGCUCAGAUAACAAUCACAAAUUGUUGGUAUAUGAGUUCAUGGCAAAUGGUGGUUUACAGGAACAUUUGUAUCCUGGGAGUGGUCCUAAUGCUCCCUCCAUGAAGUUAGACUGGGAAACUCGGUUGAGAAUAGCUCUUGAAGCUGCAAAGGGUUUGGAGUAUCUCCAUGAACAUAUUAGUCCUCCCGUGAUUCACAGAGAUUUUAAGAGCAGUAACAUUCUCUUGGACAAAUAUUUUCAUGCCAAAGUUUCUGAUUUCGGAUUGGCCAAGCUUGGAUCUGACAAGGCUGGAGGCUAUGUUUCCACCAGAGUAUUGGGUACACAGGGAUAUGUUGCCCCAGAGUAUGCGUUAACAGGGCAUCUGACAACUAAAUCAGAUGUGUACAGUUAUGGGGUUGUGCUUUUGGAGUUGCUUACAGGCAGAGUUCCAGUUGAUACGAAGAGACCUUCUGGAGAAGGUGUUCUUGUUUCUUGGGCUUUGCCUCAGCUGACAGAUAGGGAGCAGGUUGUUCAGAUCAUGGAUCCUGCAUUGGAGGGUCAGUACUCAUUGAAGGAGGUCAUUCAGGUGGCAGCAAUUGCUGCGAUGUGCGUUCAACCCGAGGCAGAUUACAGGCCACUGAUGGCAGAUGUUGUGCAAUCACUGGUCCCACUUGUGAAGAUUCACAGGUCAACUUCAAAGGUAGGCAGCUCUUCUAGCUUUCAUGCAACAAAGUCACCAACACCGCAGAGUUGUAAAGCAAGUCUAUGAAACAAGUUGAAGACAUGCAUAAAUUAUCUCCGUAAGGCUUCUUAGGUAUCUUAUACUUCUAGGGUUUUUGUAGUCUGCUAAUUUGAUAGAAGAGGAAACUAGAUUGAAGUAAAUAUAAUGUUAUCUAAAUUAUGUAAUAAUAUAAUUGGAAACAUGUGACAGUUAACAUGCUUACAACUUUCCUGUUCAAGAUCUUAUUAAGAAAUGGUCAACAAGCUGAGGCUCUGCGUAAUCCAGUUGAUGAUUCAAAAUUAA
Prunus mume (Japanese apricot) is the source of this 1576-nucleotide messenger RNA. NCBI's taxonomy places the organism in Eukaryota, Viridiplantae, Streptophyta, Magnoliopsida, Rosales, Rosaceae. The record is from RefSeq and is a predicted model, not a curated record.